GUUGGUUGCUGUAAAAUAGAAUGCGAAAACGCUCUUGGUAUGGGAGAUGGUGCGAUCUCUGAUGGACAAAUUAGUGCGUCUUCACAACUUGAUGCCCACCAUGGAGCCAUCAAUGGUAGACUAACUUCAACAACCUUAGGAUCGUGGUCAGCUUUCAAUAAUGAUGUUAGGGAGUGGCUCCAAAUAGAUCUUGGCAGUCAAGAGAGUACCAUUCUGGCAAAGAUUGCUACACAGGGAGAAAAUGCUAACAGCCAGUGGGUCAAAAAUUAUACAUUACAGUACAGUGGAACUGGUAUGACCUUCCAGAUUUACAAAGAGCAAGGAAAAAGCGAAGGAAAGGUGAGGAAAUAAGCCGCAUUUAAAGAAAACACAGUCUUUGUUAUUUCUUUGCUUUUUUUUAUCUGUCCUAAGCGCUUUUUGGUUUCCUUUUUAUCCAUUCGCACCUGUCUUGACUGUAUUUACAGACCAUCCCUUCCUUGUUAUCUUAAAAAAAAAAAAUAGUAAUUUUUCAUCUCUCUAACGAUUGCCCUAGUAACUCCUCAAGUAUUCAUUGAAUAAUCUGACUAAUCUGUCAAGGCAUAUUUGAAGUCUUAGUCUUUUCCCCAAAUAUUCUUAAUCCGCGCAGAAUAGGCUUUUCAUUUAUGGUGGCAAGUGAGACCUGCAUUUAUUUACUGGACGAACUCUAAGCCAUGGUGGUGCAUGGAAUAUGUUUAUGUAGCUGUUUACCUGUUAACCUGUCCAUCAGAAUGACAUUGCCAGUUAACUGUUCUGAAGUUUGUCUAAGACUAGUCACGUAUGAAUUUUAACCAGUGAAACAAAGGGACACCUUAAAUGCCAAUAGAUGACUUAACCAUAAACAAACAAUAUUGGCUUAUUAUAAAAGGCAAUUUCAGUUUCGAUGACUCCUGUAAACACUUAAAUUUGAUUCCUUUUAUCUAGCAAUUUUACAAUAUAUGUUCUUUUUUCCUAUUUUUUAGGUGUUCGAUGGCAACACAGACCCGGAUACCAUUGUUUCUAAUAAACUAAAUCCACCCAUUAGAGCACGGUACGUCCGUUUUCUACCAACAGCUUGGAAUAAACACAUCUCGAUGAGGGUAGAACUCUAUGGCUGUAAAGGUAAUGCGUUAACUUCCUUUCAAAAAACGUCUGGGACUCAUAAGGGUUGGGUUGAUGAACAUGAUCCCUCUCGCUACGCCCCUGGAUUUGAACUU
Molecule: messenger RNA, 1211 nt
Organism: Porites lobata
Lineage: Eukaryota; Metazoa; Cnidaria; Anthozoa; Scleractinia; Poritidae
Source: the annotation of a GenBank genome assembly